GAGGCGCAAAACUACACACAAAAUUUUUGUGAAGAAACCAAUUUACAUAUUUAAGCUCUGUGUGCAACACAACGGUUGCAAAAGUCAGUCAUCAGUGUAGAAAGAAGGUGGCAUCAAUCGAUAAAAGGCUAAACAAAUAGACAGGACAGCAGCUCGGUCGAGUGGCUUUGGCUGGACUUGAUUGAAAUCGCACAAAAUCGAAGGCAGUUCCAGCGAGAGAGAGAGAGAGAGAGAGAGAGAAGGAUAUACAGAUAUAUACUAGAUGAAGAUGCGGCUGCCAUAUCGCAAUAAGAAGGUCACCCUUUGGGUGCUGUUUGCCAUAAUUGUUGUCACCAUGUUCCUAUUCAAAUUCACCGAGUUGCGACCCAACUGUCUCUUCAAGCUGGAUGCCACAAACGAUUUGGCAUCGCAAAUGGUGCACGUAGAGAAAUACGUCACAGAUGACAAUCAACGCGUCUAUUCAUACAACCGUGAGAUGCCAUUAAUAUUCAUAGGCGGUGUGCCCAGAUCUGGUACGACAUUAAUGCGCGCCAUGCUCGAUGCUCAUCCCGAUGUGCGCUGCGGGCAGGAGACGCGCGUCAUUCCGCGCAUUCUGCAGCUGCGCUCGCAUUGGCUAAAGUCCGCUAAGGAGUCGCUGCGACUGCAGGAGGCGGGCAUCACCAAGGAGGUCAUGAAUAGCGCCAUCGCCCAGUUCUGCCUCGAAAUCAUUGCGAAGCAUGGCGAACCGGCGCCGCGUCUGUGUAACAAGGAUCCGCUCACACUCAAAAUGGGUUCCUAUGUUAUCGAGCUAUUUCCCAACGCGAAAUUCCUAUUCAUGGUGCGCGAUGGACGGGCGACGGUUCAUUCGAUUAUAUCCCGCAAGGUGACAAUCACCGGCUUCGAUUUGGCCAGCUAUCGUCAGUGCAUGGAGAAGUGGAACCAUGCCAUCGAGCUGAUGCACGAGCAGUGCCGUGACAUCGGCAAGGAGCGCUGCAUGAUGGUUUACUACGAGCAGCUGGUGCUGCAUCCAGAGGAAUGGAUGCGAAAAAUCUUGAAAUUCUUGGAUGUGCCAUGGAACGAAGCUGUGCUGCAUCAUGAGGAAUUUAUUAAUAAGCCCAAUGGAGUGCCGUUGUCCAAGGUGGAAAGGUCGUCGGAUCAGGUUAUCAAGCCGGUCAAUCUGGAGGCGCUGUCCAAGUGGGUCGACCAAAUACCGAGCGAUGUGGUGCACGAUAUGGCCAACAUAGCGCCCAUGCUAUCCGUGCUGGGCUACGAUCCGUAUGCGAAUCCCCCGGACUACGGUAAGCCAGAUGCAUGGGUGCAGGACAAUACAUCUAAGCUAAAAGCCAACCGCAUGCUGUGGGAAAGUAAAGCGAAGCAAGUGCUGCAGAUGGAUACCAAGCCAGAUGAGACAGAUAAUACCAACAACAACAACAAUAACAACAACAGCAACAAUAAUCAUAAUAAUGAAGAUAAUGCCAUUGACAAGAACAGCGACAACAACAACAACAAUAACAACAAGAAUAUCAAUAAAAUGCCAGAGCAACAACAGCAACAACAACAACAACAACUUCAAGCGGCUGAACAGGAUCUGGAGCAGGAACUACAACAGCAACAACAACAACAGCAACAGGAGGAACAAGAGCAAGAGCAGGAACAGGAACAGGAGCAGCUGUUGCAGUCAAAACAAAAGCCAAAGGAUGUCAUAACGAUAAAGCAGCUGCCGUCUAACUACAACAACAACAACAACAACCACAACGAGAAGAAGAAGCUGAAGCACAACAGCAACAACAACAACAACAAGCAGUAUGCCAUCGGUGCAUUGGAGGAUACAUGAUAUCCGCAUAUACCCAUCAGAUUACCACGCGGCAGGCAUUGAAGCACACACAACACGAGAUGACAAAGCACACACACACAUACACACACACACAGACACACACAACCAUAAAUUUGCAAUUGUAUUAGAGUGUUGCAUGUGUGCACCAAAAUGCAGCAAACAUACAUGACUAUCUAUAUAUAUAUACACACACACAGAUAUAUAACUACGCAGAGAUGUAUGUGAUGUAGCUGAUGAUGUACACAACAAACAAAAAAAAAACAAAAAAGAAAUCAAGUUGCAGCCACCUAAAGAACUAUUAAAUCGAUUACAAAUAAAACCAAAUGGUUGCUAACGCUCCACUUAAGUACUCUAUUCUAUCCCAGACCCUCAUUCCCCUACCACCCCCCUCCCUCCCUCUCUCCCCUAACUAGCUUUAGCCCUUUAUAUAUACCUAUAUAUAUAUGAUGUAUGUAUAUGUAACUAGCAUAUUUUAGCUUUUUUUUAUACAACGCCUUUGGCACUUUUUCAAUACUUUUUUAUACGUGUUCCAUAUAUACAUUUUUUUUGUGUAUUCAUAAAUUGUAAUUUAGUUUUUUUUUUUUUGGAUUGUACAGAAAAGCAGGCUCAGUUUUUUGUAAAGUUAUUUCCGUUUUCGGGUGCCAGAAUCUCAACCUGCAAGCUCAAAGAAUAGUUUUUAAAAACAAAUUUUGCCCUGAUUUUAAAAUAAACGAAAAUCUACUAUUAAAAAUGAAUAUAUAUAUUUAUAUAUAUUUAAAAAAACAAGAAAAAAAAACGACAGAAGAGAGCUUUUAAACUGGAAAAUAAAUUUCGAAACGAUUUACAUGUAGUCGAUGUUAUACAAAGUGAAAGUGAAAGUGAAAGUGAAAGUUUUGCUUGCGAUUUUCGAGAGCCUUUAACUUCGUUUUUAUAUAGAAAAAAAAAAAAAAAAAAGAAA
Molecule: messenger RNA, 2750 nt
Organism: Drosophila nasuta
Lineage: Eukaryota; Metazoa; Arthropoda; Insecta; Diptera; Drosophilidae
Gene: Tpst
Product: tyrosylprotein sulfotransferase
Exons: 7
Coding region: 263-1813 (516 amino acids)
Biological process (GO): peptidyl-tyrosine sulfation
Cellular component (GO): Golgi apparatus
Molecular function (GO): protein-tyrosine sulfotransferase activity
Source: RefSeq, a predicted model, not a curated record